UUACGUGCGAAAUUGCUAGAAUUUCGGCCGCUGGAUGGAAGAAACCACACAUUACCGUCGGCACUACGUCGCUCUCGAUCAAAGGCAUGCGCAAAACGUGUACGUUUUGCCGAUGCCCUCGGUCUAGACUUGGAAAAACGUCAAUAUUUCACGGAAAAGGAAACAAAUCUAAAUUCUUUCAGUUUCCCCACACCACCAUCUUCUCCAACUCCUGGACAUUGCUUGGUACUGUCCAACUUCGUGUACUACACUGAAUCCGAAUACAAUCAGCGAGCUCGUGACCAAAUGGUGUGUUUGGCGAAGCUACGCGUUCAUGAACGUACCAUAAACGGGCAAAUCAAUGUCGCCAAUAUCGCUUUCUCCAAAGAGGUUGCAAUUCGCUAUACGACCACCAACUGGGAAACCCACGAUGAGGUCGCUGCAACUUAUGGCCAUACCGUCUUCGGUAUUGAUAACGUUGAUGCAUUCGUAUUCUCGAUGAUACUACCUGCAGAUGUAAAGGAGGGACAGUGUCAAUUCUGCGUGCGUUUUUCCGUGAAUGGGCAAGAUUUCUGGGACAACAACUCGGGUAAAAACUACUGUGUGGAUAUCGUUCCGGACAAUUCACUACCACUACUACGUGAGCGCAAGCCUGCUCCCACAAUGAAUCCAUCAGCGUCGACACCGACCUUUUUCACUCCUCGCCGUUUGCGCCGUUGGGGAAGGGCUCAAGAGGAAUCGGACGACGAGAGUUCGCGUGUAUAUGUCCCACGCCGUAGGAUGGCACCACAUUAG
Molecule: messenger RNA, 774 nt
Organism: Haemonchus placei
Lineage: Eukaryota; Metazoa; Nematoda; Chromadorea; Rhabditida; Trichostrongylidae
Source: the annotation of a GenBank genome assembly